AUGGAAAAAAAUUUUGAAAAUCACGUUUAUUCGAUAAAUUUUAACGCGUUGAGAAAACUCGGUUUGUGGAAUUGGGAAACGAAAAAUAAUUAUAAAAAAAAAUUAUUUUUAUUUUAUCGUUGUUUUGCUUUUUUAUUCAGCGUAACGGCUUUAAUGGCCGCCAUUAUACAAUUAUACAUAUCGAGACACGAUUUUCGUAAAGUUUCAUUUAAUCUUUGCACUACUUUACUCUCUUCCGGUAUAUUAUUAAAAAAUUUUUAUUUGGGAUUACGAAGCGUGGAAAUAGACGGAUUGAGACACGAUUUAUACGAGGACGAAAUGAAACAAAACGAUUACGAAGAAAUUAAAAUAAUAAAAAAUUAUCAAAUUAAAUUUAUAAUUUUUAGAAAAUUUUUUUACACAUCAGCAUUUGGUUUUUUAUCAAUUUGGCUCAUCGUAUCAUUAUUAACUUUAAAAUGGGGACCGAGAGAACUUCCAUUUUCAAUUUGGCUUCCUCUCAACAUAGAAAAUAAUAAGGAAUUUUUUAUUGCUUUUAUCGUGCAUGCGAUAAGAGGAUCAUACGUCGUGGCAGACGCCAUAAAUUCCGAAUUGAGCAUGUUUGGAUUAUUGUUACAAAUAAAAACGCAAUAUAAAAUAUUAGUUAAUAAAUUAUAUAAAUUAAGUCGAGAUUAUUCGAAAUUUUGGAUCCGUGAAAAAAUAAAUAAAUAUAAAAGGAUAUUAAUUGAAAACGAAUAUAGGAGCGAGUUGAAAAUAUGCAUCAAAAGACAAUUGGAAUUGGACGAUUACCUUCGUAAAUUGGAAAUUUUUUAUCACAAACCCAUGCUUUUACAAUUAGGAAUUUGUUUAUCAUUGGCUGUUGUGAGCGGAGUAAAAGUUUUGGGCUCGAGUUUUAAUUUAAAAUGGUUUUACAUGAUCGGAUACACACUAAUGGUCACAUUUGAUCUUUUUGUUCUUUGUUUCAUGGUCGAUUUUUUAUUCGAAGAGAGAAAAAAAUUAGCUCAUGCUUUUUACGACGUUCAUUGGUACGAAAUGGAAUGUUACACGCAAAAAGAUCUUAUUAUAAUAAUUAAAAAUGCAAGAAUUGAAAAAUCAUUAACCGCUUGGAAAAUAUUUACGUUGGAUUUGAAAACUUUUUUAGGAGUAUUAAAAGCUUUGGGAAGUUGGUUGGCUUUAUUCUGGCAAAUAAUGAGAGAAAAAAAUAACAAUUAG
Molecule: messenger RNA, 1209 nt
Organism: Pediculus humanus corporis (human body louse)
Lineage: Eukaryota; Metazoa; Arthropoda; Insecta; Psocodea; Pediculidae
Product: Odorant receptor PhOr5
Exons: 5
Coding region: 1-1209 (402 amino acids)
Biological process (GO): detection of chemical stimulus involved in sensory perception of smell; sensory perception of smell
Cellular component (GO): plasma membrane
Molecular function (GO): olfactory receptor activity; odorant binding
Source: RefSeq, a predicted model, not a curated record